CCCAUUACUUGUACCCCUUUUCAUUCCCUCUUAUCAUCCACAACAAUCGAAACCCUAACCCUAAUAACCCCCCUCCAACAACCCACCAUGACCGGCAAAGCGAAGCCAAAGAAGCACACAGCCAAAGAAAUCCAAGCCAAAGUCGACGCAGCCACCACCAACAGAGGCGGCGGCAAGGCCGGAGUCGCCGAUCGUACCGGCCAGUUGAAAGGCGGUCACGCAAAGUUCGAAUGUCCUCACUGCAAGAUCACCGCACCGGACAUCAAAACGAUGCAGAUUCACCAUGAAUCGAAGCAUCCGAAGCUGCCGUAUGAUGAAUCGAAGAUUACGAAUCUUCACGCUGUUCUUGCACCUGUUGUUGAAUCGAAGCCUCGUCCUGGCGUUCGUGGCAGUUUGAAGAAGUGAAGUUUGUGUUUAUUGCUGUGGUGGAUCGAGAAGACUGUGUUCGAUCUAGGUUUAAUUUCUGAUCUUUUUGUUUGUGUAUUGGAUGAUUGUGUUUGUGUGAUGUUGAAAAUCUAUGUGAUGUAUUAUUAUUACUAUAUGUUACGGUUUUUCAUGUUAUAAAACUAUCAAUCUAUCCUUUAUAUGAUUGUGAUUGCUCUAUA
Helianthus annuus (common sunflower) is the source of this 605-nucleotide messenger RNA. RefSeq names its product protein METHYLENE BLUE SENSITIVITY 1. Bases 88 to 405 code for a protein of 105 amino acids. The transcript has a single exon. NCBI's taxonomy places the organism in Eukaryota, Viridiplantae, Streptophyta, Magnoliopsida, Asterales, Asteraceae. The record is from RefSeq and is a predicted model, not a curated record.